Messenger RNA from Solanum lycopersicum (tomato), 3153 nucleotides. Its product is annotated as exocyst complex component SEC10b. Gene Ontology annotation, biological process: exocytosis; Golgi to plasma membrane transport. NCBI's taxonomy places the organism in Eukaryota, Viridiplantae, Streptophyta, Magnoliopsida, Solanales, Solanaceae. Gene Ontology annotation, cellular component: exocyst; cytoplasm. The record is from RefSeq and is a predicted model, not a curated record.
ACCUCUCCUUCAUUUGUCCCUUGCUCCAUGACUCUUCUGCUAACUCAACUUCUCGGUCUACAACGGAGAAACUUAUAAACAAAUAAAGUAAAGCUCAUUGAGAUCUUCAAGGAAAGCCGUAUUCUUCUUCUUGUUAAUCCUGAGAUUUUUCUACAGUUCAUCUUGAUCGCCAUUUUGCUGGGAACAAAGCGAACUCCAUUUCACCAUUUCUCCAACCAUAAUUGAGCAAAAGAGAUGAGAGAGACAAGAGAUGGAAUGAAGGCUGACAGGUUUUCAAGAUCUGCAUCUGCCGACUCUGAUCCGCUUGUUCUUGACAUAGAUGAUUUUAAGGGGGCUUUCUCCUUUGAUGGCUUGUUUGGUAACUUGGUGAAUGAGAUAUUGCCUUCUUAUCAAGAAGAAGAAUCAGAUUCCGCGGAAGGGCAUGGAAAUGGUGUUGGGAGUGAUGCUCUACCAAAUGGGAAUUUGCGAGCACCACCAGAUGCGGGAAAGUCAGCACAAGGACUGUCAAGUCCCCUAUUCCCUGAAGUUAAUGCUUUAUUAUCCUUAUUUAAGAAUUCUUGUAAACAAUUGGUCGAUCUCAGAAAACAGGUUGAUGAGAACCUUAGUGAUCUUAAAAAGGAAGUUGUUGUCCAAGAUUCAGAGCACCGGAAGACACUUUCUGAGCUGGAAAAAGGUGUAGACGGAUUGUUUGAUAGCUUUGCACGGUUGGACUUGCGUAUAUCUAGUGUGGGUCAGACGGCUGCCAAAAUAGGAGAUCAUCUACAGAGUGCAGAUGCUCAGAGAGAAGUUGCUAGUCAGACGAUAGAGCUUAUAAAGUACUUGAUGGAGUUCAAUGGCAGUCCAGGAGACCUGAUGGAACUUUCUCCUUUAUUUUCUGAUGAUAGUCGUGUUGCGGAAGCUGCUUCGAUUGCUCAAAAAUUAAGAUCAUUUGCUGAGGAUGAUAUUGGAGGACAAGCCAUGACCAUCUCAGCUGUCGGUAAUGCAACUGCGAGUAGAGGACUGGAAGUUGCUGUUGCCAAUCUCCAAGAAUACUGCAAUGAGCUGGAAAACAGAUUACUAUCUCGAUUUGAUUUGGCUUCACAGAAACGUGAGCUGUCUACAAUGCGGGAAUGCGCUAAAAUUUUGUCACAGUUUAACCGGGGUACCAGUGCUAUGCAACACUAUGUGGGAUUAUGUCCAAUGUUCGAUCUGGAGGUCAUGAAUGCAGAUGCUGAAUUGGUUCUUGGAGAUCAGGGUGCACAACCCAGCCCUAGCAAUGUUGCACGUGGUCUUUCUUCAAUUUUUAAAGAGAUUACAGAGACAGUGCGCAAAGAAGCAGCCACAAUAGCAGCUGUUUUUCCGUCCCCAAAUGAUGUAAUGUCAAUACUAGUUCAGCGUGUCUUGGAGGAUCGUGUUCCAAAGCUACUUGAGAAACUCUUACUGAAACCGUCUCUUGUUAGUCCACCUGCCAUGGAAGAAGGAGGACUUAUAUUAUAUCUCAGAUUGCUAGCCGUGGCAUAUGAGAAGACACAAGAGCUAGCUAGGGACUUGCGUGGUGUAGGGUGUGGCGACCUGGAUGUUGAAGGUUUAACGGAAUCCCUGUUUCUACCCCACAAAGAUAUAUACAUUGAGUACGAGCAGGCCUCUCUUAGACAACUCUACAAAGCUAAGAUGGAGGAGCUACGUGCUGAAGGCCAGCAAUCCUCCGAGUCAUCUGGGACAAUUGGACGCUCAAAAGGUGCUUCAAUGGCAUCCUCUCACCAGCAAAUUUCUGUUACUGUGGUGACAGAGUUCGUUCGUUGGAAUGAAGAAGCAGUAUCCAGAUGCACUUUGUUUUCAUCACAGCCUGCUGCAAUUGCUGCUAAUGUAAGGGCUGUUUUUACAUGCCUUCUGGACCAAGUGAGCAUAUACAUAACUGAAGGUCUUGAAAGAGCCAGAGACAGUCUCACUGAGGCUGCUGCUUUAAGGGAAAGAUUUGUACUUCCUAGUGUAAGUCGAAGGGUUGCUGCUGCAGCUGCUUCCGCGGCAGAAGCAGCAGCUGCUGCUGGUGAAAGCAGUUUCAGAUCUUUCAUGGUUUCUGUGCAACGCUGUGGGAGCAGUGUGGCUAUUGUGCAGCAAUAUUUUGCAAACUCUAUAUCUCGACUUUUACUGCCUGUGGAUGGUGCGCAUGCUGCUUCUUGUGAAGAAAUGGCUACAGCUAUGUCAAGUGCAGAGGGUGCUGCUUAUAAGGGGCUUCAGCAGUGUAUUGAAACUGUUAUGGCAGAGGUGGAACGUGUACUGUCAACUGAACAAAAAGUCGCAGAUUAUCGAUCACCUGAUGACAGCAUUGUCCCAGACCAUCGGCCAACACAAGCUUGUUCAAAAGUUGUCGCAUACCUUUCAAGGGUGCUUGAAUCGGCAUUCACAGCGCUGGAAGGGCUUAACAAACAAGCCUUUUUGACUGAAUUGGGGAAUCGUUUACACAAAGGCUUGCUUAAUCAUUGGCAAAAGUUCACCUUCAAUGCAAGUGGAGGAUUGCGUUUGAAGCGUGAUAUAACAGAGUAUGGGGAGUUUGUUCGUAGUUUCAAUGCACCUUCAGUUGAUGAGAAAUUUGAACAGUUGGGCAUCAUGGCAAACGUGUUUAUUGUUGCACCUGAAAGUCUAUCAACACUCUUUGAGGGAACCCCGAGCAUUAGGAAAGAUGCACAGAGGUUCAUUCAGCUUCGGGAGGACUACAAGAGUGCAAAAAUUGCAGCGAGACUCAGCUCCUUAUGGCCUAGCUCUAGUUAGAACAAAAGUUAAUGAGCUUUUACAAUAGUGGUGAGCUGGAUAGAGCUAUACAGUUGUUCGGUGAGGGCUUUCCACCUCCUAUAUUUGUCGUCUUUUACCUGAGCUCGAAGAUAGAGAAAUGUUGCUAAUUCAGAGUAAUUCAUCCUUGAAAGUUCAUAUGCAACCCCUAGCCCCUUCUGUGUAAUCAUCAUUUAUUGUUUUCUUCACGAUCUGCUCGUGUAUGUUGUGGAACUAGGUAUCGAACAUGCGUAUGUUUUUGCUAAUUGUGACUAGUUUGUUUAUAUGCUAGGUAUGCAUUUGUAUUGUUAAAAGUAGAUGAGACGAAUGUACCAGUUUUGUUGUUAUAGAUUCUGAUUGUCCUAUACUUUAUAGAAGUUGUUGCAGUAAAGGUUAUCUUCUUUACUA